Cladocopium goreaui is the source of this 2073-nucleotide messenger RNA. Lineage: Eukaryota; Dinophyceae; Suessiales; Symbiodiniaceae. The record is from the annotation of a GenBank genome assembly.
GUACCCUGCUGCCUGCUUGUCACUGGAAGAGUCUUUGGGAGUUCCAUGGGCUGCGGUCUGCACUUUGCUCUCCGUGAUAGUGCUGAGUAGCAUCGUGACUACGAGCAUUCGCUUUGACACCGUGAGAGCGCAAAUUCUGCAGGAAGCGGUCGCAACAGAAGCAAGUUACUCCCAGGUGCUUCAGCUGCCAGAGGCUCAGAACGUCAUUGGGGUGCCUUGGCUGCCAAGCCAUGCGGGCAACAUGCUCCGGGUUCCCACCAUGGGCUGCGGCUUUGCAGAUCCUCGAGACCUGCGUCAACAAUGUGAAGAUUUGAGAGCCAUGAAUGUGGCGCUGCCGGAUGCUACAUUGAAGCUGAAACUGUUGACCAAUUUAAGCGACGAAGAGAAACGAAGCCCGCAACAAGUUCUGGACGCGCUUCGAUUCGAAUUGAUGUGCGAAAACAUGCAAUCCGUUCAGGAAGCAUUCAGGGGCCUCAAGGACCGCCUUGCGAGCGAAGAAAUGGUCGCUUUGGGCGUGCGGAUCGCUGCUGUCCGGGACACCUUUGCCGAGAUGAGCGGGGCUGCCAGCGGCCAAAAAUGCUGUCAGGUAGUUCUGCAGGUGGAAGAUUAUUAUUCCUCUGUGUUUCUCAUGGAUGUCACUGUGACCAGGCUCGAGAAUCAGCUGAGCGAUUUGACCAAGUUGGCGGACAAUUUUGGGCUGUUGGAUGACGUCAAGUCCAAAUGGGAGACUUCACUGAGGCUUUGCAACGAUGCAUCCAGUGUCGGGCCUUUGACCAUGGCAGGGACCAUUUUCUUGCAGAUUGUGGCGUUGGUCGUGUCCUUUUUCAUGGCCGUCCAAUAUUUCCUCCGUUACGCUCCCAGGAGACUGUUCGGUCUUUUCCCACCCUGGUGCCUUGUGGCCAUGAAACUGGAUGAAAAUCGCCAUAAUGAAGAAGCCCGGAUGGAGGCCGCAUUUCUGGCCCUGCCCUACUUGGUCCUGGUCGUGGUGUUUCUGUUGCAGCUCUUGUGCCGAAAGACGAGUCGGAAGAGGCCGCGACCCACGGAGGUGCUUUAUGAAAAGUAUUUUGGGUUGCGCGGAGCUUACUACCCCUUCAAGGUGGCGAUCUUCCAAUGCUUCACCGUUGCGGUGCAGGCCUUGGGAAAGAUCUCCUUGUUGGGCGGCCUCGUUACCUUCGCCCAAGAAGAACAAGAUGCGACUGCCAUUCUUUGGCUUAGUGUCGGCUUCUGGGCUUUCUUUGCCCUGCUGUGUUGGAACAGUCUCUAUCCCGCCUUUCUUCUGAUGUUCCCUGACACUGCCUGGGCUCGAAUUGGAGCAGCAUUUAUGGAUGCUGCUCUGGACCUUGGCUACAUCUUGACCUACCUGGGUAUGGUUUUGGUGGCCAUGCUGCGAUUGCAGACAGCCUCCGAAGGCUGGGGAAAUUUUGGCGAGGACUUGACGUUGCAGUUCAGCAAUCGUAUUAGCCCUGUGUUCGCCUUUCCCACUGACUUUCUGGGCUAUGGCGCCGUGUUUUUCAACUUAGCACACGCAUGCUGCAUUGCACACAUUUUGCAGCACACCAAUUGGAGCUUGCCGGUGCGACCCAGGGGCGAGCGCCAAAAACGGAGAGUUCUUCCAACACUAUUUGGGUGCUCCCUUUCCAUUGGGCUCCUUUCGAUGCUGGUGAUUCUCCUUGUGACGCAGGACGUUUUUCCAAUGACCCAUGGACAGGAUUUCACGUGUUUUCCGUGCCGUUGCUAUGGCAAUGCUGACUCAGCUGGCCAACAGAUUGACAGCUGCACCCUUGCAGCCGUCCUCAGACAGAAGCAGGUGAACCUCGCUGCGAACAACAUCACUGCCGUGGACCCAAAGGCUUUCAGCUCACUUGGACAUGUGCAGCGCCUGUCAUUGGCGAACAACAGCUUGAUCCAUCUGCCUCCGGGCCUCUUCGAAGGUCUAUCAUCUUUGGAGCAGUUGGACUUGACACGAGUUGAGCUGGCAACACUUCACGAAGAUUCCUUUCGGGGCUUGGAGCAGCUGAAACUAUUGGCAAUGAGACACCUGUCAGCACCUCUCAGCAGCUGAACAGUUUGAAC